CGAAAUGCAGAUGAACUCAGCUCGCACAUAGAAUUUCACCGCGCUCUUCACGCCGAGUAUGCCAAGCCGUAGUACCACGGGUCACCGCCUUGAGAGCUACCGCAGCAAAGACGCGGCCGCAGUAGUACUCAAUGUCUUUGGCGGGUUUUAUUUGCUUAAGCGAAUCGGUCAAGUAGUAUUUACAGUGUUCGAGCUCCCCAACAUCCCCAAAAAGCAUCCUCGAGGCAACUCGGCACGCGCAGCAGCUAUUGCCCGUCCCGCUCGUUGUUUGGGGCGUGCUCGCUACAAUAUCAGGUCGUGUCGCCGCCAGCCCUCCCGACAGCCGGCUGCAGCUCCAGGACUGAGCCGCAGUCGCAGGCAUGAACGAAGGCACCCCGGGCAGCGCGCGGCGGCAGCCUACGCGACGCUCCCCACGUCAACCGGGCGCGAGCUCUAGUCUCGCACCCGCCGGGCCUCGCCAUCCGCCGCAAUCGACCCAUGCACCUGCUACCGGAGGCUCUCCUGCACCUGACACCACCACCACCAGCAUACACCGCACCCGGACACCGCAGUCGCCUCCCCGCCACGACGAGGCAACCCUACCUGCACCUGCACCUGCACCGCCACCUGCACCCCCACCGCCACCUGCACCUGCACUCCCACCUGCACCUGCACCUGCACCUGCACCUCCUGAUGACGAUGGCCAACUAGACAAGGCCGCGCCCAAGGACGCUCUGGACCCCACCACCGCCGCCUCCCACCCCAACAACAGCACCGCUGCCGGCGGCGCCUCGGGUGCCGCCGCUGAGGCCUCGGCGGCGGCGAGAGCGCCUCCGCCUCCCGCCGCCACCGCUUCUGCAGCUACUGCCGGCCCCGCGCCCUCGUCCUCCACAUCCACCUCGCUACUGCCAGACCUCUCCCCGACCACUCCAGCCGCACGCGCUGCUACUGCCGCCGCUACAGCCGGUGCUGCAGCGGGCGGGCCCAGCAGCGGCAGCCCGGCCGCUGGCGGCUUGGCCGGUGCCGGCCACGACCUUCGCCCUGAAGCCGGCGGCGAUGGUGAUGAGGGCGGCAGCGCAGGUGCCGCCGCCGAGGUGGUGACUGAUGGUCCGCAGCAGGGCGUUCGAGGCGCCGCCACACGGUCAGCAGUGGAGACAGAGGUGGCCUCUGCUGUUGCAGCACCGGCGCCUGCUGCUGGCGGUGGAGCACCGGCGAUGGCAGCCGACACGGACACCAGCGGCGGCGGCGCCAGGCAGCAGCCACACGGCACUCGGCCGCAGGCGCCACAGCAGUCACAAGCUGCCGGCGGAGCUGCCGGAGGCGGUGUGGAUGAGAGCAUACCGGUAGUGGCGCCCGCAACCCACAUCGCGCCGCGCCACCGCGGCAACCGCACAGCCACAACCGCCGCCGCCGCCGGCGGCUUUAACGCAGCGCUGCCGGCGACGCCGCAGCUGCCAGCUGACAUGCCAUUGCGCGUGCGGGCGCCAGUGCCCGCCGAGUUUGAGGCGGCAGCAACGGCAGCGGCAGAGGCGGUGGUAGGGAGGCGGAGGCAGGAAGCAGCUGUGCCGCCGCCAGCGACGCCAACCGCCUCCGCCGCGGAGGCGGUGGCGGCCGCGGGCGACCCAUUGCGGGGGGACGGCGGCGGCGGUGCCGGCGGGCGUAGUAAUGGCGGCGGUUACGGCGGCCGUGGCGGCGGCGGCGGCGCGGCGGCGGCUGAAGAGAUGGAGGACCGCACGCCGCACCACAAGCAUCAUCCGUACCAACCGGCGCAGCAGCAUACGCACACCCCGCUGCAGCAGCAGCUGCAGCAUCUCCAUCACCAGGCACAGCAGGCGCAGCAGGCACAUCAGGCGCAGCAGAUGCAGCGGCAGGUGCAAGUGGCUCGGCAGGUUCUCCUGCAGCAGCAGCAUCUGCAGCAGGCGGCGGCGGCGGCGGCGGCAGCGGAGCGCGACACGCAGCCGCCGCAGCCACACCAGGUGCGGGGCUUGGACCCGCGGUUCGUGCAGCAGCUGCUGGGGCGGCAGCAGCUACAGCCACACCAGCAGCAACUGCUACAGCCGCAACAGCGGCGUGAGGACCGCAGCGGCUAUGGCGGCGCUGGCGGUCGUGGGGCUUCUGCUUGGGCCGCUCGAUCCGAUCUGUCGUCACCCCGGUCCUACUCGCAGCACCAGAGCCAAGCGCCACGGGAGUCGCAGCAGACGCAGCAACAUCAGCUGCUCCACGGCAAUGUGGGUGGCGGGCAAUGGCCGCGGCACGCUGCUGCCGCUGCCGCUGCUGGGCAUGCCGCCGGGCAUGCUGCCACUGGGGCCAGUGCACAUCAGGGCGGCAGCAGUAGCAGCGGCGGUGGUGGGGGACCGAACCUGUUAUCCAUGCUGCGAGGAAUCCUGCAGCAACAGCAACAGCAGCAACAUCAACAGCAACAGCAGCAGCUGCAGCAGCUGUCGCCGCAACAGCUGCUGCAGCUGCAGUCGCAGCAGCAGGCGGAGCGGCUGCGGGCGGACGCGGUGCUGCGGCGGCGGCUGCUGGAGGCCGAGGCGGCUUGGGAGGCGGGCCCAGAGGCGGCGGCGGCGGCGGCGGCCGGCCGUGAGGGGGCGGCGGGCGGGGACGGCGGCAGUGGUCGCGGUGCUGUAGCUCCUGCUACAGCCACGCCGCCGCGGCCGCAUGCCACAGCCAUGCUGAAGGAGGAGCCGCAUCAGGGACCAGAGGCAGCGGCUGUAGCCGGCGCCGGGGUCCGCAGCGGCGGCAGCGCACUACUGGUGGGGGCGGCGCCCUCCGCUUCGGACCUCGCAGGAGCCCUGGAGGAGGAGGCAGGAGAGGGGGACCGCGAGGGCAGUAGGCGCCCGCCGCAGACGCAGCCGCAGCUGCAACCGCAGCCUCCCAGUGCGACGCAGCAGUCACAGCCCCACACACCGCAGCAGUCGCAACCCCACACCCCCCAACAGCAGCAGCAUGCCUCGCUGCCCUCGCCGCCGCUGCCGCCGGGCCGCCCGGCGGGCGGCGCGCGGCGUGUGGCGCUGGACGCGCCUGCCUCUGGCGUGCCUCUGCCGCUGACGGUGCACCACACCGACACCAAGUGUCCCAAGCUGCUGGUGCCGCGGUCGGGGCGGCUGGGCGACAUCAAACACCUGGUGCUGCCCACGGAGAUCACCAUGGCUCUGACCGCCGACUUCAGGCGAGGCCAGCGGCCGCUGCGGGUGCGCACCCUGCUGCUGCGCGGCCGCAGCCGCGGUGGGGCUGGACCUGGAGGCGCCAUACACGGCGCCGCCCGGGAGGGCAGCGCCUUUGGCGAUGACGAGGGCGAGGGUGGCGGCGGCGGUGGCGGAGGCGGCCAAGGGGAGGAGGCGGGUGCGGACCAGGAUGAGGUGGUGGAGUGCCGCACUGGCAAUGGGCCCGGAGGCAACGUGUCUGUGCCGCUGCCCGUAAGCCGCUCCAUGUUCGGCCGCCCCUGCCGGCUGUUCACUCUGCAGCCCGAUUGGUCGCUGGACAUCGGCAUGGGCGACCGCGUCAAGCCACUGCCGCCGCCGCCGCCGCACACCACACCCGCACCCCACACGUACCCAGCAGCCCCCAUCCCGGGCCCAUCCCCGGCCUCCGCGCCGCGCGCCCUCCACUCGCCAUCGCCUCAGUCACUGAUGCGCGCUACGGCCGCAGACGCGCUGGCCGCAGCUGAAGCAGUGACGUACCGGUCACCUACACAGGCGGCUCCUCCGCGGCCUGUGGCGCGGGCCCAGAGUCCGGGGGCGGCGCCAGCGCCAGCAGUGCUGCUGGACAACAGGACCGCGGUGGCGGCGGCGGUGGCGCCACCAGUGCAGAUGGCGCUGCGGCAGCCUGGCAUUGGCGCCAGCGGGACUGCGGCGGCCGGCGGCGGCGUGCCGGCGCCGGGCCUGUCUGGUGUCAGUGGGUGGUCUGAUGGGGGUGGUGGUGGUGGUGGUGGUGGUGGUGCCAAACGCCACCGAGAGGACCAGCCGGCGGGCCGCACCCCCCUCGCACCGGGUCUGGGCGCCGAGGCCGAGGUGGCAGAGCAGCCGGGAGCGACUGCUGCCUCUGGCGAUGCCGCACCAUCAGUAGCGCCGCCGCCCCCGACGUCGCUUGACCCGGCGGCGGCUGGCAGCGACGCUCAGCGGCAGCAGGGUCAGCCGCCGGCCCAGCCGCAGGGGCAGGCGCAGCAGGAGGGUGGUGGUCAGGCCGGCCAGGGGGUUGGUCUGGGACCGGUGAUGGCGCACCUGGCGGCGGCGUCGGCCUCGGCCUCGGCCUCGGCCUCGGCGGCGGCACAGGGGGCUGCCAAGCGGCAGCGUCUGGAGGGACCGCCGCCUGCACCUCAGCCUGCGGGCCAGCCGCCUGAACAGCAGGAGCCGGGGUCGGGACAGCGGGUGCCGCAAGAUGCGCGAGAGGGGCAGCAGGCACAGGCACAGAUACAGGGGCAGGGGCAGGGGCAGGGGCAGCAGGAAGGGGAGCGGGAGCAGCAACAGGAGCAGGGCGGCAGCGGCACCGCGGCAGCGGUUGUCGGCAGUGGUGCGGACGACCCCGACGUCCUAGUGGCGGCGCUGCUGGCGGCGGUGCCGGCGGCAGCGGCGGCGGCGGCGGCGGCGGCGGCGGCGGCUUCUGCCGGCGACAAUGGUGCCGGCGGCACCGGUGCGGGCGGAGGCGUGGGUGACGGAGGCGACACAAAACCGUGGGGGCGGCCAGCCGGUGACACGGAUGUGGAGGGUGCUGCCGCUGCUCCUCAUCAGGGCGACAGGGGUGCGCCCGCUGCGGUCCACAUGCACGACCCAGCAGCUGAGCCGCAGGCACAGCCGCCCCCGCCUCCGCCUGCGCUCCCGCUCUCGCCUGCGCAGCCGUCACCGCCGCAGCAGCAACAGCUGCCGGCGGCGCAGCUGCGCUCCCCGGCGGCCGUCCAUCUCAACCGGUUUGCAGGUGGCUCGACCGCUGGCAACGGCACCGGCACUGGCACCGGCACUGGCACUGGCAUCACCGAUUACACCGACAUCCCCUCCACCCGCAUGGCGCUGCUGACACCAGGCGGCGACCUCCUCCGCACCCCCAACACCGCCCACACCCCUUACACCGCCCGGACCCACGCGCCCCACACCCACGCGCCGCACACGCCCCACACUGGCGCCUCCCCUGCUGCCGGCGGGCACCGCGGCGAGACCAAGUGGGUGGCCUUCCGAAUGCCCAUGCCACCCAGCGAUAGCACAGCAGCAGCAGCCGGCGGCGGCGGCGCCGGCGGCACCAGUCGGCGCGUGGGGCCCGUGCUGCACGUCCGCCGCAAGCCGCCGCCGCCGCCGCCACAACAAGGCGCCGGCGGCGGACCUGGCGGCGCUGGAUCUGGAUCUGGAUCUGGAGUUGGAUCUCAUGCGGCUGUGACGGUGAUGCGAUCCACCAGCGGCUACCUGGACCGCAAGAAGCACCUGCCGCUCAUUGGGCCCGUGCUCAACGCGCUGCCGUACCCCAUCCGUUCCGGGCAGCAGGAGGUCUCUGUCCGCGUCAUCAUACCCAUCACACCCGCCGCCGCAGCGGCCGCCAGCGAACUCGUCGACCGCCUCACCUCACCCUUCCCCACCCCCUACUCCGCCACGGCCGCGCACCCGCUCUCGCCACCCGCCUCCUCCGCCGCCAUAUCCCCCGCCGUCGUGGCCACCGCCACGACCGUGGCAGCGGAGCGGUCGCCGCUGCAGCUGGGCAGCAGUCCCCACAGCAGCCGCCCCCACAGCCCCGGUGUGCCCUCCUCCCCUUCCUCCCCCUCUGCCCCCACCGCCUCCACCAUCACAACUGUGGGCAAGGACAUUGUGAACAGCGGCGGCCAACUGGUGGUCAGCGAGGCGCUGGGCAUCGCAGCUGCGGGGACGGGGGCGGCGGCGGGGCCGGGGGAGGGGGCGGCGGUGGAGGGGCCGGGGGUAGUGGGAAGGCACGCGGCUGCCGCCGGGGAGUUCGAGGUGCAGCACCUCAGCUGCCUCAUCGGCCAGACCGGCAGCCACGGCUGUGCUGCGCUGCAGCUGCCGGUGGGUCGCGCCAUGUGGAACCGGCUGCUGCUGUGCAUGAGCGUGGUGCCCCCACUCAUCAGGCCGCCACUCCCACGCCAGCCGCCGCCAGCCGCACCCGCGCCAGCAGCUGCCACGGCACCCCCACCCGCAGCAGCAGCGGCACCAGCAUCAUCGCAGGCGCCACACACACAGUCGCCGCGGCAGCCGACGCCCGUGCCACUGCCAGCGCCUGCACCUGGUGGGGACGGUGAGGCGGCGGCGGCGGCGGUGGCUGUAGCAGCGGCCGAUGAGGCGGCGCUUGAUGAGACAGCACCACUGCUAGGGGCGCCGCCGCCAUCGCCGCCGCCUGGUGAAGCGAUGAUGCAGAAGCAGCAACAACAGGAAGCAGUGCCACUGGACAGCAACCUGCAGCACCAGCAGCAUUCACGGAUGGAGGCAGCGGCGGGGGGAACUGGCUGGGGCCCGCUGCCGCCGUCGCUGCCUGAUGGAGCCCACGACGUAGAGGACUGGGCCCCACACCAGCAGGAGCCGGAGAUGGAGGUGGAGAUGGAGGUGGACAUGGAGGAGGGUGCUCUGGACGGCGGCAAUGGUGACAGUGGUUAUGUGCUGGAGCUGGUCCUGGGGGCGGUGCUGGAGGGACAGGCGCCGUGGAAGAUCUCACACAGCCCGGCGGGCGGAGGCGGAGGCCGGUCCGGCAGCAGGGCCGCAGCGGGCAAGACACCCACAGCGCCGGCCGCCUCCACCCUGAGGGCGCAGCAGCAGCAGCAGCAACAGCAGCAGCAGCCGCAGCUGCAGCAGCCGCGCCGGCAGCAGCAGGGCCUCCUGUCUGACAUGUCGUCGCCAGAGAGGGGCGGUGCUGGGGGGCUGGGGCCAGCGGGGUAUGGCGGCAGCGGACCCGGUGAUCUGCAGCAAGGAGCGGAGGACGGGAGGCGGUCGCCGUACCAGCAGCAGCAGCAGCAGCGGUACUCGCAGCAGCAGGGGCCGGAGCGGCAGGGGCAGGGGCAUCAGGCGGGUGCCUCGCCGCGGCGCGUGCUGCCCUUCGGCGCGUCACUCGGCGCGGCAGCGGCAGCGGCAGGCGGGCUGCAGAGGGAGGAGCAGGACGAGCGCGACCUGGACCCCCUGAUCACGGGCCCCGGCGCCGCGCGUGCGUCUGCAGCUGGCGGCGGCGGCGGCGGCGGUGGCGGCGGUGGCGGCGGAGGUGGUGGUGGCGCGGGGGCUGGUCUGAUGCGGCCGCUGCCGCCCCUGCCGACCCCUGGGCGAGCUGCCUGGCUGGCGGCAGGUGGGGCUAAUGCCAGGGGCGCUGCCAGGCCUGCUGCGGUCUGGGAGGGGGAGGCCGACGAGGCGGCGGACUGGGAACAGGAGCUACUGGAGGAGGAGGAGGCGGAGGCCGUGGGUGGGAGUGACAGUGAAGAUGACAGCUCAAACCAGUGGGGCUCACUGGGACGGCGCGGCGGCGGCAGACGCAGUCGCAGGGCCCGGCGAGCCGCCGCUGCUCGUCGCGGCGCUCCCGCCGGGGGCGGUGGCCCGUACGGCACGCGCCGUGGCGGCGUGGCGGCGUCGGCUCCGUGGGCUGCUGAUGCUGAGCCGCCGCCUCGCAAGCGGUUGCGGCGAGAGGAUGCCUUUGGAGGCGGUGGGUUGGGAGGUGGCGGCUUUGGCGAGAGCGGGUUUCUGGAUGCGCUGGCCUCCGUGGCCGCCGCUGCGGCGGCUGCAGACGAGGAGGAGGAGCACGUGCAGACGCUGCAGCGGCAGCGGCAGUUGGAGGCGGAGGAGGCGGCGAGGCGCGUGGCGGCCUUUGAUGCGGAGGCGGAGGCGGAGCAGCGGCUGCUGCUGCAGGCGCUGCGGCUGCAGCGGGCACAGCAGCUGGCGCAGGGGCUGCAGCAGCGGCAGCGGUUGCAGCAGGCACUGCACGGCUCAGCGGCGGCGGGCGGCAGCUGGCUGGGAGACGGCAGCAGGGCAGGCGUGGACUCAAUGGAUUGGGACUUGGCGGCUGUGGCUGCGGGCCUGCGGCGCGUCGGCGUCGGCUUUGCGCCAGAGGAAGAAGGCGGCCGCGGUGGCCCCGCCGUUGUCUGGGGCCGUCGCGCGGCGGCCGAGCCUGUGAUGCUGCCGCCGUCACUACAGCACCAAGGCCGAUUCCAGCAGCAGGGCUUGGAGUUCCACGACGGCGAUGCCGGCGGCGGCGGGGGCGGCGGCGGCAGUGGCGCGCUGUUUGGUGCGCCGCGCUUCCCUCCGCCAUUGCGGCAUCCUGGUGGUGGCGUAGGCUCCCUGCGCGAGCUACCCCAGCAGCCUCUGGCGCGACCGCCACACCAGUCACCGCAUCAGCACCAGCAAUCGCAGGCGCCGCCGUUUCCGCGUCGGCUGCUGCCGGCGGCGCCGCUACAGCAAGAGGAGGUGGUGGGGCAGCCGCGACUGGUGUGGCGGCGUGCUGAUGACGGCACGCCCGUCCCAAUGGAGGCGGAGGGUGCCCCUGUUAUCCAUGAUGCCCUGCCGCCGCUGUUGGGCGCUGGCAGCCACGCCGGCCGUGCCGCAGGCAGUAACAGUGCCGGCGGCGGUGCUGCCCUGGCCGGCGCGUGGGGUUGGGACUGGGGCGCUGACGCCGCCGCACCCGGUGCUCGAGGUGGGCAGCCCCCCGCUGCCACCCGCCCGCCGCCGCACCUCCCCCUGCUGCACCACCAGCAGCCGCUGCCGCGCCACCUGCUGUCCAUGCAGCCGCACGAGUCACUGCAGGGCCACGAGCUCAAUGGCCGCGAGCAGCAGCAGCGGCAGCAGCUGUUGCGGGAGCUGCGCCGGCUGCAGGAGCAGGAGCUGGAGCGACAGCUGAGAGACCGGCUGCAGCAGCUGCAGCAGGCGCAGCAGGCGCAGCAGGCGCAGGCGCAGCAGGCACAGGCGCAGCAGGCGCAGCAACAGGCACAGCAGGGGCGGCGGGGGGAGGACGAGGCGACGUCGGUCAGCGGCAGCCGAGGUGCGCCUAGUGCGCUAGGCGGCGGCGGCGGCAGUGUGCGGACCCCGCCCCCUGGAUCGCUAGGCUCACCUGCCCGCCUGCAUUUCCACCAGCAGCAACACCAGGCGAUGCAUCCGCAGGACCAGCACCAGCACCAGCACCCGGACCAGGCACAGGGCCGGCCGGUGCCUCAGACGCUUCAGCUGCUGAUGGCUCACGACGAGCGCCGUCGCCGCCUGCAGCAACAACAGCAGCAGCAGCAGCAGCAGGCGGCAGAGGAGCAGCAGGGUGCAGAGGAUCAGCAGCAACCGGCUUUGCAGGAGCGGGAUCCGCUACGGCCGCCGCUGGCGGGCGCAGAGCUGCAGCGGCAGCAAGCACUGAUCCAGGCCGCUGGUGGCGGCGGUGGGGGCGGGGGUGAAGGCGCCGAAGGCGACGGUGGUGGUGUGCAAGACGCUGACGUGGACGUGGCUGGUGCGCUGGAGGGGGUAGGUGCCGUCAGCGCGAGUCGGUUGCUUCGGCAGCUGCUCAGACCCAGCUCCGCGGCGGCCCUGCGCCGCAGCGGCGGCGGCCCGCCCGCUGCAGGGACCGCGGCCGCAGCUGCUGCUGACGUGGAGGAUGCCGCCGAGUCCUCAGCUGCGUUGGGCGCCGUCGAUGGAGACGAUGCGGCGGCGGCAGCGGCCGCGGAUGGCCGGGUGGAAGCAGCGGGGUUGGACGGUAGCCUGCCAGUUCAGCGGCAGCAGCGGCAGCCACGUGCGGACGCCCUGUCAGGCAGGCUGGGGGAGAGGGAUGAAACGGGCUCGUUCAUCUCGCGAAGUGACGGCGGCGCUGCGGCCACGGGCGCGGUAGGUGGCGAUGCGCAGGUGCGCCGCCGGUCUGAUCAGCAGGGGCAGGGGCAGGGGCACGGCGCGGCACGUGAUGCGGCGGGAGGCAUACUGUCCGCUGAUGAGGGGCAGGUGGAGCAGGUGGAGCAGGAGGGCGAGAGCGGCAUCCAGCAUUCGUCACCAGCCGCUGCCCUGCCGUCUGCCCGCGUCGGUGGUGGUGCCCCAAGCAGCGGCGGCCGCCAAUCGCCACAGCAGCUUACGGCUCCAGCUGCGCUUGGGGGCGGCGGUGGCGGCAGCGGCGGCAGGUGGACCGCCGCCGGCAGCAGCAGCGGCACGGAUCUGCCGGGCUCGUCGCCAAAGCGCCGCUUCCCGGCCGCCACGGUGCCGCGCUUCCCGCCGCCACACGCCGCGGCCUCCAUGCCUCCACUGGGCCUGCACGGCGGCUGGCACUGGGGCAGGCCGCCGCCGCCGCUGCCGGUGCCGCCACAGCAGGCUGCUGCUGCGGCCGCUGCGGCCGCUGCGUACGGCCUGCCACACCUCUACUACCCGUACCCACCGCCGCCAGGCAUCCCGCCCCCGCCACCACACCUGCCGUACCGCCGGGGUAUGCCGGCGGGUGCUGGAUACGGGCCUGCUUUCCCCCGGCACCUGUGGCCACACCCGCACCCGCCUCCGCACCCACACCCGCACCCGCACCAUAUGCGUCCGCUGUCCGGGGGUGACGUGGUAGGGGUAGGGGUAGGGGUAGGCGCGGCAGAUGCCUACUGGCGGGACCCUGCGGCUCGCUUCCUGGGCCCGUGGGGCAUGGGCGGUGCCGGCGGCGUGUCGCCGCGGCGCGCCGUGGCACGGACUCCCACGCCGCCGUUCGACGCGGAUGCCGCAGCGAGCGGCGGGGCACGCGGCACCGGCGGGCCUGGGCGUGGCGGCGAAAGCGGCGGCAGCCAGAGGGAGGUGCUGGCGGCCUGGCGUCAAGGGGCCGUUGGCGCGGGCGAGGGUCAGGAGGAGCAGGAUGACCAGGGGGUUGCGCCCGACGUGAUAGGUGUGGGGCCGGAGGCCGGGGCGCAUGUGGAGGCGCAUGUGGAGGCGCAGGUGGGGGUGGAGGCGGACAGCCGGCGGCUGCUGCAGCUGCUGCCGGCGGGGCGGGUGUGGCACGCCAUGGAUCACGUGCUGCCGCCGCUGCAGGCCAGGGCCGCGGCGGCGCUGGCCGCGGCGCUGGAGCAGCAGCAGCAGCAGCAGCGGUCGGGAGGCGUCAGCGGGAAUGGAGACGGCGAGGGCAAGGGCGAGGGCACGGGCGCUGCGGCUGGAGCCGCCGGCAGUACUGGUGCGGGUGGUGCGGGUGGUGCGGCGGCUGCCGUGCUGUCGCCUGCGGAGCGCCAGGCGCUGACUCAGCGGCUGGUGGGGCUGAGGGCGGGGCUGCGGGGGCUGCGGGGGCUGCUGGACUGGGCGCGAAACGCAGCGGUAACGUCAGCAGCAGCGCUGUCAGGAGCGGAGGCUGACGGGGAGAGGAAGGCGGUGGCGGUGGCGGUGGCACGCGAGGUGCUGCGGGUGCUGCAGCGGGCUGCGGGUCCACUGGAGGCGGCGGUGGAGUGCCUGCGGGCCGCCUACCUGGACCUCGCUCAGGCAGUGGAGGGCGGGGCGGCGGCAGCGGCUGAGGUGGCGGCUGAUGUGGCGGCUGCUGGGGACAGCGGUGCUAGGGAGGAGGCAGCGGCUGCCGAGGCCGGUGAGGCUUUUGUAGAUGCAGGCGGUGGCGGGGCUGGCAGCGCAGCCCGGGGCGGUGAGGGCCAGCGGGCGGCGGUUGCGGUGGCAGCGGCGGCGCGCCGGUGGGAGGUGCGUGUGGCGGCGGCCGCUGGUGAGCUGGAGGUGGCGCUGUCGGACCUGCAGCAGCUCGACUUGCAGUAGCGCGGCGGCAAAUGGGAAGGAGGGUCCAAAGCAUAUCGGGAUUUGUGUAUGUGCGUGUGAUAGCGUACGUGUGUUGAGUACUACAGCUUAGGCCUUGUUUAGGCAUUGCGGAACAUGUUAGGAAAGCACAAUAAUGGAAGGGGCCGACACCAUGGUCGAUGCUGUUAGUUGCGCGGAUGCAUGCAAGCGCACAGGAGUCAAGAAUCUAUGCUUGAUGGUAUACGCGGUCAGUGCACGGGACUGUGGAGUUGGCGGACUUCAAUGGCGCGCAGCAGCGCACCUGUGAUGGAGCUCGAUGCGCACAUCGCGGUGUGUGUAUAGAUCAAAGGAGUGUGAGGUAGAAGUACACUGCUAAGUGUUUAUGUGAGCAGACUGUCUCAACAGAACGGGCCACAGGCAACAGGCUACAGCCAGC
Molecule: messenger RNA, 12036 nt
Organism: Chlamydomonas reinhardtii
Lineage: Eukaryota; Viridiplantae; Chlorophyta; Chlorophyceae; Chlamydomonadales; Chlamydomonadaceae
Exons: 8
Coding region: 360-11621 (3753 amino acids)
Source: RefSeq, a predicted model, not a curated record